UUUUUGGUUGCUGCUGCUGCUCCGUUUCCUUUCCACGAAGACGGAGAGGUCUAGAAGAGCGAGGGAGAGAGCGAGCGGGAGCCGGAGAUGGCGAGGCCGAGGUGCUUCAUGGACAUCAGCAUCGGAGGUGAGCUCGAAGGCAGGAUCGUCGCCGAGCUCUACACCGACGUCGCCCCCAGGACCGCCGAGAAUUUCAGGUCUCUCUGCACCGGCGAGAAGGGCGCUGGUCCUCACACCGGCUUCCCGCUCCACUACAAGGGGGUUCGCUUUCAUCGUGUUAUUAAAGGAUUCAUGGUACAAGGUGGAGAUAUCUCUGCUGGCGAUGGUACCGGGGGAGAAUCUAUCUAUGGCUUGAAAUUUGAGGAUGAAAAUUUCGAACUGAAACAUGAAAGGAAGGGAAUGUUGUCAAUGGCAAACUCUGGCCCAAACACAAAUGGCUCCCAGUUCUUCAUCACAACAACUCGCACUUCCCAUCUGGACGGAAAGCAUGUUGUGUUUGGGAGGGUAGUCAAAGGAAUGGGAGUGGUCCGAUCGGUCGAGCAUGUUACAACCGAUGCCGGUGACUGUCCUACCGUAGAUGUUGCAGUUGCUGACUGUGGAGAAAUUCCUGCUGGAGCAGAUGAUGGCAUUAGAAAUUUUUUUAAGGAUGGUGAUACUUAUCCCGACUGGCCCGCUGAUCUUGAUGAGAGUCGUGCUGAACUUUCUUGGUGGAUGGAUGCUGUAGAUUCUAUCAAGGCAUUCGGGAAUGAAAAUUAUAAGAAACAAGAUUACAAAAUGGCACUCAGAAAGUACCGAAAGGCCCUGCGCUAUCUGGAUAUCUGCUGGGAGAAGGAAGGGAUUGAUGAAGUUGAGAGUUCAUCUUUGAGGAAAACAAAGUCACAGAUAUUCACCAAUAGUUCUGCUUGUAAAUUGAAACAACGUGAUCUUAAGGGAGCAUUGUUAGAUGCAGAAUUUGCAGUACGUGAUGGAGAGAACAAUGCAAAAGCUUAUUUUCGACAGGGACAGGCUCAUAUGGAACUUAAUGAUAUUGAUGCUGCAGCGGAAAGCUUCUCCAAGGCAUUAGAAUUGGAGCCAAAUGAUGGUGGGAUCAAGAAAGAGCUUAAUGCUGCCAAGAAGAAGAUUUUUGAGAGGCGCGAACAGGAGAAGGCAGCAUAUCGGAAGAUGUUUCCAUAACAGGUGCUUCACUAUUGCAGACGAAAGCACAAAGAGUCUUUGCAAACCAAACUGUAUAGAUUGGAGGCAGGGAUCAGAUCAAAAUUUUUAAUUGCAGUUAUAAUACAGUUGAAAUACAUUAGGAUAAGAGUUUUGUUUACACCCGGGGGGGAACAGUAAGGAAAUUGUGACUAGUCGUCGUUGCCCAAUUGGCAUGAGCAGGGAGGACUUUUUUGGAACUGGACAUUUUUUUAUUACUAUCUCGUCAUUUCGGUUAAA
Molecule: messenger RNA, 1431 nt
Organism: Syzygium oleosum
Lineage: Eukaryota; Viridiplantae; Streptophyta; Magnoliopsida; Myrtales; Myrtaceae
Product: peptidyl-prolyl cis-trans isomerase CYP40
Exons: 9
Coding region: 88-1173 (361 amino acids)
Biological process (GO): protein peptidyl-prolyl isomerization; protein folding
Molecular function (GO): peptidyl-prolyl cis-trans isomerase activity; protein binding
Source: RefSeq, a predicted model, not a curated record